UAGCGCCAUAUGCUGGCAGCGCGCGCCUGCAUGAGCCAUCCUCUUUUACUCCCCUCCCCCGGUAUCUGCCUUUCACUUCCUUCGAGCUCCCAGCUAUUCCCGCUUGAAUUCCUUCCUUCCUUCCUGUGUGUCUCGCUCACACGUCCUUUCGUUUCGAACAAGCACAGCGUUGGCCUCCGUACAUAUUCUGCCUUUCCGCGUUUGGGUAAUUUCUGCCUAUAACGAACGCUCAUUUCCUGAACGACUACAGUCCUGCAACCACUUUGGAAAAGUCGGUCCGCUCUAUUACAAUUCGACCUUCGAACCAAGUCCUCGGGUACUUGUACAUCGCCUAUACAGGACGUAUCUGUGGGCAGCUGCAGUUUAGGCAUCUCCAGCACGCGGAGCCUACCCGGUAGAUCAGUAUCACUGUUGAGCAAGUCCGCAAAUUUGUUUAGAGUAGAAGAACAUCGGCAAACGCUCUUCAUAAUGGGGGGAUCAAAUUGGUUCGGGAGCCUGCAGUUGGCGUAUAAGUACAUUGUUGUGUUCGUGGGUUUACUUAUAUUGACUAUCAUUGGUGGAGCCAUCAAAGUACUCUUCAACCGUAGAAAGUUAAAGAAGGCAAAGAAGACGGAGCUCGAGGCAGGCCCAAAGGAAGACACAGUUGAGCUCAACCAACGUGAGAAAGAUGAAGGAGACCUUUUCGGCAUUCGCGCCAUCGAGGCAGGGUUUUAUGCUGGUGUCGCCCAGUCGCGCCCAACAUCAAGAGCAGGGUCCAUUAUCGAGCACCCAAACAUGAGCUCCAGCACUCUUGUCGGAAACCCUAGCUCGCCUCUGAUGAAGGGCCAUUCGACCAACAAUAGUGUUCUCAGCCUCAACUUGGGCAACAGCAACAACACUGUCUCACAGCAAAGAAAACAGCCCCCGCCCAUUAAGCUUCGCCCAUCUGAGGCUGAGCUAAGCGGAAGGCGAAACCACAAUGGCGCUGUCGACAUGUCUCUCCAGGUUCCUCCAUCUCCUGGUCACCCGCGUGGCCCCGCGUCUCCUACAUUUGGCGGAUCCGACAGUGAUAGCGACGGCUUCACGUCUCCUCGGUCCAUGUCUCCCCGAACCGCCGAUUUCAACCCCCAGCAAUACACACCAGCACCGAUGAUCCCAAUGCCUGACGCUCUCAGUGUCUCUUACCAUUCUGGAGCCGAUAACAAUAUCAAAUCACAGACCGCCUCCUUCAAUAACUCGCCUGGUCAGUCACCCACUCCACCAUCGCCUGGCAACCCACCCGUAGCAAGACUACCUACCCUCCCUACGAGCGCCUUGAGGAAAGAAUCUCGGUCUCCGUCGCCCGAGUCAUAUCGUCCCCAAGUGCGGGUUCACCAGCCGAAUAAUGAGCCUGCGCAAUCCUCUUCCGCUCCUCACCUGCAGCCCCGAUCCCACGCCCCGACGCACAAACGCGAUGAGAGCGAUGCCAGCAGCCUUUACAGCAACGGAAACCGACUAAGCACAUACCAAGCCUACCAAGCAUAUCAGAAAGACGCAGACCGCUCAGCUUCGGCAGCGUCGACCGAGUCGUACAACUAUAACUUCUCAUCAACGGAUGAGUCUGGUCGCACCUCAGUUGCUCUUCCCAAUGACAAGGAUGGCGAACGACGACCUAGUCAGUCGAGCUCCCUCCUUGCACCAGGCUUGAUGCCAAACGGCCAGUCUAGCAACCAGGACUCUCGACUGAGCGAGUUCUACGACGCUUACUAUCGCAACUCGCAAAUUGUCUCCGCUCAGCCGGUUGAGAUGAAGCGAAUCGUAGAUAGGAAAUCUACUAUCAUGGAAGUCGACUCGCCGAUGCCGUCUCCGCUUUUUCCGAAAACACAACAGCCUGGAGCAGCGUUCUAGUGACGUUGGGUUAUGCUCGACAAAAGAUAGGCUAGGCUCCACUAGCAGAUGUUGCUGAUGGAGCUUAUUCAUGGUCAUCAGCAGCCUUAUCGUAUCUCGACGCACGGAUCAGGUGCGGCAUGUUCAUAGCGAGGCGUUUCUUUGGGUCCUUCUUCUUUCUGAUUUUUUGUGGGGUUUGGUUGAAAAUGAGGUGGAUCCACAGAUGGCAGUGGGGCUUGGAGAAGUGGAUGCGCAAUGGAUAGGGACGAUUCGAAUGGUGCACGCAAAACGGGUCACAACUACGACGAGACGCUUCUUCCGCUCACCUGGAAUACUUAUGUACUUACUUUUAUUUUGUAAUUUAUAUUAACUUUUCGUACCGAAUGGUGCGCGACAUAGCUUAUGAAGCUGUACAAUACAUAAAGUCGAUUCAGCA
Molecule: messenger RNA, 2281 nt
Organism: Cucurbitaria berberidis CBS 394.84
Lineage: Eukaryota; Fungi; Ascomycota; Dothideomycetes; Pleosporales; Cucurbitariaceae
Exons: 4
Coding region: 469-1866 (465 amino acids)
Source: RefSeq, a predicted model, not a curated record